Molecule: messenger RNA, 561 nt
Organism: Rotaria sp. Silwood2
Lineage: Eukaryota; Metazoa; Rotifera; Eurotatoria; Philodinida; Philodinidae
Source: the annotation of a GenBank genome assembly
AUGUUAACUAAAAUUGUUGGCGGAGAGUCAGCCGGUACAGCGACAUGGGGUUGGACUGUAUCCAUAUCCAUUGCUGAUAGAUAUUUAUGUGGCGGAUCGAUUUUGUCGAGCUCAUGGAUAAUUACCGCAGCACACUGUGUAAAAGAUGCUAUAGCAUCUGAAAUUACAAUCUAUGCCGGUUCAAAUUUUCGAUGGGUUGGAAGUGAAAGUCGGGUGGUAUUGAAUGUUCAUAUACAUCCAAAUUAUAGUUCAGUCGGUUAUGUUAAUGAUAUUGCUUUACUUCGUCUUACUUCUCCACUGACGAUGAAUGAUCCUAAUUUGAGUACUAUAUGUUUAAAUUUUGUUAAUUCAACAGUAUUAAUGACAGAAGAAUGGCCACCGGCGAACACUACAGUCGUAGCGGUCGGAUGGGGUACUUUGAAUGGGAUUGGUUCAUCACCAACAAAUCUUCAGCAAGUUUCUUUAGAAAUUAUUGAUCGCCGAGCAUCGACUUGUAAUAAUUUAUUACAUGAUUGGCAAGUUCAAUUAUGUGCUGGUGUUCCUAAUGGUAACAAAGGUUAA